AAAAAAAAAAAAAAGAAAACUGAAGCUCCAAGAACAGGCUUGCCUAAUAACAGGGAACUUGUACACCUCAAAGUGGCAAUUCACACAGAAGGCUCCGUGACUCCCGUACUCUCACAAUUAUGAGGUGGUCUUUUUCAUAGUUUUUCUGAAGUUACUAGAAGUUUACAGAAAAGGAAGUGCAGGCACAUUUCACAAAUCUACAGUCUGUAAGUAUCACAUCCUGUAUAGCUGUAAACACUGGAAUAAGGAAGGGCUGAUGACUUUCAGAAGAUGAAGGUAAGUAGAAACCACUGAUGGGACUGAGAACCCAGAGUUAAAACCUCUUGGGAGCUUCUGAGGACUCAGCUGAAACCAACAGCCACAGUUGGCAACACCAUCAUGACAUCACAACCUGUUCCCAGUGAGACCAUGAUAGUGCUCCCAUCAAAUGUCAUCAACUUCUCCCAAGCAGAGAAACCCGAACCCACCAACCAGGGGCAGGAUAGCCUGAAGAAACGUCUACAGGCAGAAGUCAAAGUUAUUGGGACUAUCCAGAUCUUGUGUGGCGUGAUGGUGUUGAGCUUGGGAAUCAUGUUGGCAUCUGCUUCCUUCUCUCCAAAUUUUACCCAAGUGACUUCUACACUGUUGAACUCUGCUUACCCAUUCAUAGGACCCUUUUUUUUUAUCAUUUCUGGCUCUCUAUCAAUUGCCACAGAGAAAAAGUUAACCAAGCUUUUGGUGCAUAGCAGCCUGGUUGGAAGCAUUCUGAGUGCUCUCUCUGCCCUGGUGGGUUUCAUUAUCCUGUCUGUCGAACUGGCUGCCUUAAAUCCUGCUUCCCUGCAGUGUGAGUUGGACAAAAAUAAUAUACCAACCAGAAGUUACGUUUCUUACUAUUAUCACGAUUCACUUUAUACCAUGGACUGCUAUACAGUCAAAGCCAGUCUGGCUGGACCUCUGUCUCUGAUGCUGAUUUGCACUCUGCUGGAAUUCUGCCUAGCUGUGCUCACUGCUGUGCUGUGGUGGAAACAGGCUUACUCUGACUUCCCUGGGAGUGUGCUUUUCCUGCCUCACAGUUACAUCGAUAAUUCUGGUAUGUCCUCAAAGAUGACUCAUGGCCCUGGAUAUGAAGAACUAUUGACUUCUUAAGAAAAAAGGGAGAAAUAUUAAUCAGAAAGUUGAUUCUUAUGAUAAUACGGAAAAGUUAACCGUUAUAAAAAAGCAAAGCUUGAGUUUCCUAAAUGUAAGCCUUUAAAGUAAUGAACAUUAAAACCAAACAUUAUUUCACUGUCAUUUAAGAUAUGUGUUCAUUGGGGAAUCUCUUGAUUUGCCUGACAUUGACUUCAGCAAAAGCAAAGAGCUGUAAAUUACCAUUUACUAGACUAGCCAAAUAGUCUGAAUUUCCAGAAAACUAGGCAGAAUGAUCAUUCAAUGGAUCACAGUGAAGCAAAGGGCACAACCUUUUAUUUUACCCCUUAAUUGUCAACAGUCAACAGGAGUUAACUGACUUCUUGUGGUGCUCAGACUCUUUUAUACUGGUGCCAAUGUUUUAUCCCAUGGAUUUUACUCAUUAGUGUGUAAAGGCAAGCCCCAUACAAUGAAGUCUCAGGGUCCAUGAAAGUAGCUGGCUUCAAAAUAAAAUCUUUGAGUGCA
Messenger RNA from Macaca mulatta (Rhesus monkey), 1629 nucleotides. It is a transcript of the gene MS4A6A, whose product is annotated as membrane spanning 4-domains A6A. The record is from RefSeq and is a predicted model, not a curated record. Gene Ontology annotation, biological process: cell surface receptor signaling pathway. Gene Ontology annotation, cellular component: plasma membrane; trans-Golgi network. Lineage: Eukaryota; Metazoa; Chordata; Mammalia; Primates; Cercopithecidae.